Messenger RNA from Sardina pilchardus (European sardine), 1578 nucleotides. Its product is annotated as 14-3-3 protein beta/alpha-A-like. Gene Ontology annotation, cellular component: cytoplasm. The record is from RefSeq and is a predicted model, not a curated record. Gene Ontology annotation, biological process: signal transduction; intracellular protein localization. The transcript has 6 exons. The coding region runs from base 136 to 870 and encodes 244 amino acids. NCBI's taxonomy places the organism in Eukaryota, Metazoa, Chordata, Actinopteri, Clupeiformes, Clupeidae.
GGAAGCGGAAGUGUCAAUUAAACGGAAGUGGUACUGCCCAGAAGAACAAGCCGAGGAGCGAGACGGAGGUCGUAGACUCCAACUAUACCUUUCGCGGAUAAAAGCAGGGGGAAAGGCCGUUAAUAAUCGUUAACAAUGGACAAGAGUGACCUGGUGCAGAAAGCCAAGCUCGCCGAACAGGCUGAGCGUUACGAUGACAUGGCGGCCGCCAUGAAGUCGGUGACGGAGCAGGGCACUGAGCUGUCCAACGAAGAGCGCAACUUGCUGUCGGUGGCGUAUAAGAACGUGGUGGGCGCCCGGCGCUCCUCCUGGCGUGUCAUCUCCAGCAUUGAGCAGAAGACUGAGGGCAAUGAGAAGAAGCAGCAGAUGGCCAAGGAGUACCGCGAGAAAAUCGAGACCGAGCUUCAGGACAUCUGCAAUGACGUGCUGGGCCUUCUGGACAAAUACUUGAUUGCUAAUGCUAGUCAGGCUGAGAGCAAGGUGUUCUACCUGAAGAUGAAAGGAGAUUACUACAGAUACCUGUCUGAGGUUGCAUCUGGGGAUAAUAAGAAGGCCACGGUGGAUAACUCCCAGCAGGCAUAUCAGCAGGCGUUUGAAAUCAGCAAGAAGGAGAUGCAGCCUACACACCCCAUUCGCCUGGGUUUGGCUCUCAACUUCUCUGUCUUCUACUACGAGAUCCUCAACUCGCCUGAACAGGCCUGCAGCCUGGCUAAGACCGCAUUUGAUGAAGCCAUUGCUGAGCUUGAUACCUUAAAUGAGGAUUCCUACAAAGACAGCACCUUGAUCAUGCAACUACUAAGGGACAACCUGACCCUGUGGACAUCAGAAAACCAGGGUGACGAGGCGGAUGCUGGAGAGGGGGAGAACUAAAGGCAGCGCCUAUCGUCCGACCACAUAUACACAGACACGCACACACACACGCACACGCACGCACACACACACACACACACACACACACACACACACACACACACACACACUGUUCAUCUUAAGAAAAAAAUACACACAAACGGCUUCUUCCACUCCCACGCCCCCUACCAUCUUCCCCCAUUUCCCACCCCAUCCCGAAAUGCCCCAGCCCUACUGUAUGACUAGCAGCAUGAGUUGUACCUGAGCUUACCACAGUCCUGCUCCUCCCGAGGUGCACUAACACAGUACAGGGGAGCGCUCACAGGGGAACAUGCACAUGUUAGCAGGGCCAGUCAUUUUCUUUGUGAAAUUUAAAUGUGGUUGUAUUGAGUAGUGAGUCCAUAUUCUUUGUGCGUGUAUGUUUGUGUGUGUGUGUGUACGCGUGUGUGUGCGUGUUAGUGUGAAUGAGUGAGUGAAUGAGGAAGAAGAGGUGACACAAUAGUCUCCAUGUGCACGUGAAAGAGAGGUUGUGUUAAAAGUGUGUGUGUAAGGGGGUUGGGGGUUGUGAAUUCUAAUCGUCCUUCCUGAUAAUUCCCUUUUUUUUCUCCACCUAGCUGGUUGUGCAUUUUUCAUCCUUUUUUUGUUACGGUCAUAUUUUUUAGUGUAAUUGGUCAUGGUAUUUACAGGUUUUAUUGUAUGGUUAUUAAACUGGCAGUUUAUUUUCACCAA